ACUUCGCGAACCGCCUCAAGUUUCCAUUUUGGCCUAAAAUCACUAAAGAGCAAGGCGGCGAGCUCUACUCAUCUCCAUUCAACUGAUCUCUGCUUCCUCGCCCCCAUUGUUCAUUCAUCAUGGCGGCCCUUUUCGAGCAGCCCCGCAACAGCGGAACUCUCUUUUUAGGAGGUCAGAAGAUUAGCGGAGCAGACGUCCGGGACCAGAACGUUCUGGCCACACAAGCCAUUGCAAAUGUGAUCAAGACAUCGUUUGGUCCCUCGGGACUGGACAAGAUGAUGGUGGACGACAUUGGUGAUGUUACCGUGACGAAUGAUGGAGCUACGAUAUUGACUUUGCUGGACGUUGAACAUCCCGCCGGCAAGAUAUUAGUCGACCUGGCACAGCAGCAAGAUCAGGAGGUUGGUGACGGCACCACCUCUGUUGUCCUAAUCGCCUCCGAGCUUCUCCGCCGCGGCAACGAGCUGAUGAAGAACCGUAUCCACCCGACGACCAUCAUCACCGGCUACCGUCUCGCCCUACGAGAAGCAGUAAAAUACAUGCAAGAAAAUGUUGCCACCAAGGUCGAGAACCUGGGCCGCGAAUCCCUCAUCUCCAUUGCCAAGACAUCCAUGUCGUCGAAGAUCAUUGGCGCCGACAGCGAUUUCUUCUCCAACAUGGUCGUCGAUGCCAUCCAAUCCGUCAAGUCCGCCAACAACCGGAACGAAAUCAAAUACCCCGUCAAAGCCGUCAACCUGCUCAAGGCUCACGGCAAGAGCGCCACUGAAUCCGUUCUCGUCCGUGGAUACGCCCUUAACUGCACCGUGGCCUCGCAGGCCAUGAAGACCCGCAUUACCGACGCAAAAAUUGCCUGUCUGGACAUGAAUUUACAAAAAGAGCGCAUGAAGUUGGGCGUGCAAAUCACUGUCGAAGACCCGCAGCAGCUUGAGCAGAUUCGGGAACGCGAGGCCGGCAUCGUCCUCGAGCGAGUCGACUUGAUUCUCAAGAGCGGUGCUAAUGUCGUCCUCACGACCAAAGGCAUCGACGACAUGGUACUCAAGGCCUUUGUCGAGCGUGGCGCCAUGGCUGUGCGCCGCUGCAAAAAGGAAGACCUCCGACGUAUUGCCAAGUCCACGGGCGCCACUCUCGUCAGUACUCUGUCCGAUCUGAACGGCGACGAGCGCUUCGAGCCCUCGCUUCUCGGCCACGCAGAGGAAGUUGUGCAAGAGAAGAUUUCCGACGACGAAUGUAUUCUUGUCAAGGGCACCAAGGUGCAUACCUCGGCAUCCAUCAUCCUCCGCGGUUCCAACGAAUACCAACUCGACGAAAUGGAGCGGUCUGUGCACGACUCCCUAUGCGCCGUCAAGCGGACCCUCGAAAGCGGCAGCAUUGUUCCUGGCGGAGGAGCCGUCGAGACAGCUCUGCACAUUUACCUCGAGGAGUUUGCCGGCACGGUCGGCUCGCGCGAGCAAUUGGCCAUUGGCGCCUUUGCGCAGUCUCUGCUGGUUAUCCCCAAGACGCUGGCCGUCAACGCCGCCAAGGACUCGUCAGAGCUCGUUGCCCAGCUGCGUUCCCGCCAUGCCUUGUCUCAGCGCACGCAAGAGGGCGAUGCAUCGCAGGACGAAAAGACGAUUGCCAAGAAGAAGAAUUACAAGAACUAUGGACUCGAUCUCGCCAAGGGCAAGGUCGUCGAUGAGCUCAAGGCCGGCGUGCUUGAGCCUAGCAUGUCCAAGGUCAAGCAACUGAAGAGUGCGGUCGAGGCUUGCAUUGCCAUUAUGCGGAUAGAUACCUUGAUCAAGCUCGAUCCAGAGCAGCGAGCAGAAGACGACGGUCAUGGUCAUUAAACGGUGUGGCAGUAAAGGGCCGAGAUUAGCAUGUUGUUGUAGCAAUAGUGGAUCGGACGAACAAAAAAAACCUUUCUUCAAUGCUCUUGACGUGGUAGAGCACUUGCAUGAAUUGUCGCCAUAGAUUUAAAUUUUUCGUUUAUAUUGGCCUUGCAAAUUUUAUCUUCAAUUCAAGGUAUCUUAUUUUCUAUCCACGUAGUUCUCGAUCCAAGUGUCUCAAAUAUAUCUCUGGAUCCAGCCCAAACCAAAUUUCCAACCACACAAA
Molecule: messenger RNA, 2088 nt
Organism: Xylona heveae TC161
Lineage: Eukaryota; Fungi; Ascomycota; Xylonomycetes; Xylonales; Xylonaceae
Product: T-complex protein 1 subunit alpha
Exons: 5
Coding region: 120-1823 (567 amino acids)
Biological process (GO): protein folding
Cellular component (GO): chaperonin-containing T-complex
Molecular function (GO): ATP binding; ATP-dependent protein folding chaperone; ATP hydrolysis activity
Source: RefSeq, a predicted model, not a curated record